Molecule: messenger RNA, 930 nt
Organism: Cucurbita maxima (winter squash)
Lineage: Eukaryota; Viridiplantae; Streptophyta; Magnoliopsida; Cucurbitales; Cucurbitaceae
Product: mitochondrial fission 1 protein A-like
Exons: 5
Coding region: 134-634 (166 amino acids)
Biological process (GO): mitochondrial fission; peroxisome fission; autophagy of mitochondrion
Cellular component (GO): mitochondrial outer membrane; peroxisomal membrane
Molecular function (GO): protein binding
Source: RefSeq, a predicted model, not a curated record
CAUAGUUAUAUAAACACCAAAUUCAAAUCUAGAACAUCUUGUCUUGUUUUACACCUUCAAAUUCAUUUUCUUCUUCGUUAAUCAUCUCUUUCGUUUCCUUUGAUCUUCUGAAAUUAGUUGAUUCAUCGAUUUAAUGGAGGCAAAGAUUGGAAAAAUGUUCGAGUCCGUUUCUUCGUUCUUCGGCGGUGGCGACCAAAUUCCAUGGUGCGAUCGUGAUGUUAUCGUAGGGUGUGAAAGAGAAGUUGCAGAGGCCAGCGGAGGUGCCUCAGAAGAACGCAAGAAUGAAAGUAUCAUGAGGUUAUCAUGGGCGCUUGUUCACUCAAGGCAAUCGGAGGACAUUAAUCGUGGCAUAGCAAUGCUUGAAGCUUCCUUAACCAAUACUAGGGCCCCUUUGCAACAGAGGGAGAAACUUUAUUUGUUGGCUGUUGGAUAUUACAGAAAUGCUGAAUAUGUAAGGAGUCGGCAGCUUUUAGAAAAAUGUUUACAGAUUGCACCUGAUUGGAGGCAGGCCUCAGCACUUAAAAAGACUGUAGAAGAUCAAAUUGCGAAAGAUGGAGUUAUUGGUAUUGGCAUUGCAGCUACGGCAGUGGGGCUUAUAGCUGCCGGGAUCGCAGCAGCAGCGAGUCGACGAUGAUAUAUCUAUUGAUUCACACCAGAAUAUAUGCACAAUUCAAGUGCUCUUCUCAAGAAUGGCUGUCUGAUGUUUCCAGUUUGAGCAUGAGAAGAAUGUUCAACAAAACCAAGAAGUUGAAAUCAAAUACCUCAUAUAGUUCUGCGUUAUAAGCAUUUCAAAUUCUAAUACUAGGAAUCCUAUAUCUUCAUAUGUUUAUUUUAUUUUCUUUUGUAUGAGAAAUAUAUCUGUUUGUAUACUUUAUGUUACGUCCACUUUCAAGAAGUAUAUACUUUCGACCCAAACAUUUGAUGUUGGAA